Molecule: messenger RNA, 3367 nt
Organism: Polistes dominula (European paper wasp)
Lineage: Eukaryota; Metazoa; Arthropoda; Insecta; Hymenoptera; Vespidae
Product: bicoid stability factor
Biological process (GO): regulation of mitochondrial translation
Cellular component (GO): mitochondrion; nucleus
Molecular function (GO): mRNA 3'-UTR binding; protein binding
Source: RefSeq, a predicted model, not a curated record
AUUAUUCUAAUAAUAUAUAAAAAAUAAAACAUUAAAGAAGUUUAUUCUUGUUGAUUGUACGAUUAAAAAAUAAAUUAUUUCCUCAAAUACAUUUGCAAAUGCAAUCAAAAAUAAAACACCGAUCAUAAUAAUAGUAACGUAUUGAAAUAACGAUUGUAGACACAUGCACUUUCUUAACCUUAAAUUAUGUGCAUUAUCGUUUUCUAAAUUGUAUUUCAAUAUAUAAUUAUUAUGGCGUUAUUUCUUCAUUCCAGUAAAUGUAUUACAUAUCUAAGAAAUAUUUCCAAAUUAAUUCAAACCAAUGGGAGUAAUAUAAGAUUUCUAUGCUUAGCAAAUGUACCAAAUGUUCCAGAAACGAAUGUAAGUUAUAAUAGAAAGCAGGUAGAUUUUUAUACCUAUCAAAAUACAGAACGGAAUAUAGAUUCGCUAAUUGAAAAAGUGAAUAAAAAAUUGGAAAAUAAACAAAUCAUUGAUAAACAAACAAUUGAUGAGAUUAUAAAUGGCAUACAGAUAGAAGGAAAAAUCGAUUCUUCACAGGCUCUAUCAAUUCUGCAGAGUUGCAAUUUAUUGUUGCAAUGUACACCCGAACAAAGAAUGAAUCUAGCGACUACUUUGUGGAAAUUAUUUAAUAUUUAUAAUAUCCAAAUGGAUGUGUCAUAUUAUAAUUCGCUAUUAGAAAUAUAUUUAAAAAAUAAAUAUGAAUUUUCUCCAUUGGACAUUUUAUCCGAUAUGAAAAAACAAUCUAUUGAGCCGGAUGAAAGUACAUAUAAAAAACUUUUAAAGUAUUAUUGUACGAAGGGUAAUAUCUCAGAAGCUAUGACAGUAUUUCAAUGUAUGAAGGAUGAAAAUUAUGUAUUAUCCGAUGAUGUAUUUAAUUCAUUCAUUGUGGGAUAUACUCAAGUUGGUGAUCUAGAAAGUGCAUUAAAUGUUCUUAGAAUCAUGAAAGAUUUUAAUGUAACUCCUACGAAUAAGACUUACAGUACAUUAAUGUGUGCUCAUGCUACACAUAAUAAUACACGAAGUAUACAAGAAAUAUUAAAUAAAUGUCGAAUGGAAGGUAUAUCUUUUACGAAUGAAAAUUUAUUAGAUGUAAUAUAUACUUUGAUAGCUAAUAAAAAUGUGAAUUUUGUCAACGAGAUGCUCGCUGAAUUAAAAAGACCAUUUGAUAUUGAGGUAUUUGAAUUUAUAUCAAGGAUCAUUGAUCUCAAACAAGAAAACAUAGCUAAGAAAAUGUAUUAUUAUUUUCAUUCUGAUAUGAAAUUCUUAUUAACGAAGUUUCAAUUUGAAAAUUUCUUUUUACAUAAAAUAAUAUGCUGUGCGCCAAAUGAAAAAGUUGUAGAAUUGUGUAAUGAAUUUUACACGUAUUGCGACAAUAAAAAAGUAUUUGUCCAAGCGAUUUAUUAUGCUUUCAAACAAAAUAAGGAUGACUUAGCAUUAAGUUUAUUAAAAGAAUGGAAAAAUAGAGGACAUAAACUUAGGCCACAUUAUUUUUGGCCAAUUUUAUGUAAAUUUCAACAAAAUAAUGAUAUGAAAGGUCUUCUAGAAUAUGUGAAGAAUAUAAAAGAGGUAUACGAUGUUGUACCUUGUGUAAAUACUGUUGCAGAUUACAUUUUACCUAAUAUUUUAACUCCUAUCUUGAGUACUACUUUCAUAUUAUCACAAUACAACAUACCGGCAGAAAUAACAAGGAAUGCUUUAGUUUAUUAUUGGUUAUCAUGUUCUAAAACAAGGCUUAGUUCAGAAUAUAUUAAGGAGCAUCCAUAUUAUUACGAUGAUUUCAUAUUGAAAUCAAAACUCAAAUUGGCAUUAUUUAAUACAGGUGAUAUUAAUUCUUAUUUGAUAAUUGCAAAUAAUCUCAGUACAAAAACUAAAUCUGGGGAAAUAGAAAAAGUUUCUUUCGAUGAGAAAAUAAUUGAUGUUUUGAAUUUCUUAAAAGAAAAUCCAACGCGUAUUUCUCAGAUACUAGAUUAUAUAUCAAAGAACGGAAUAAGUAUUUCUGAUGAUACUCAUAAGAUUUUAUCCGAAUAUCAAAAGAAAUCACCAAUAAAUAAAACAUCACGUUUGUUAAAAAAUUUAAGGAAAGUCAACAACUCUUCGAAAUUAAACACUCGGAAUACCAAUGUAUCAGCCCACAACAAUUUUUUUUUUAUGAAUAAAUUAAUUAACGAAUACUCCAAAGAAGAAAGUAGAAAAGUUUUGGAACAAUAUAUAACCAAAAAUCCUUCUGAUGCUACGGCCAAAUUAGCUUUAAAUUACGCGAAAAAAUUAAUAUCAGAAGGUGAUAUUAAUGAUGCAGCAGAACUAAUAAAAUAUACCGGUCAAAUGAUCCAAGUUAAAAGUUACCUUAUACUAGAAGAGACUAGAAAAUUAUUAAAUGAAGUUGCUUUAAUAGGCAAUGAUGUAAUAUUACACACAUUUGUUGAUAUACUUCAACAACAAAAUUAUAUCAUAGCACCAAAAAAUUAUUUAAACUUGCUUAUUACAGUUCAUGUUAAUCGAGGCAAUAUACGCAAAGCUUUGGAAAUGGCUGAAAUUUUGAAUAAAAAAUAUAAUUAUAUACCUGCAUUUCAUCAAUUAGUCAAACUAGUUGUCUUAGUAAACGAUGCAAAGAUAUUGCAAGAUUUGAUGAACAUUGCUAUUAAAAGUUACGAUGAAGAAUAUAUUUUAGGAGAAUUAAUAAUAUGCUUUUUGAGGAAAAAUUAUCAAGAGGAAGCUAAGAAGCUAUUACAAUUUUUUUGUACAUCCAAUUACAAUUUAGAAAUAAUAAAAGAGAUUUUGCAGUAUUAUUCUUUAACAGAGAGAGAUUGGCUAUUAAAUAAAUUACUUGACUUUACUAUUGAUUAUCCUAAUGCAAACAGAUUAGCUUUGUACGAAUGUCUUGCCUUCAUUUACGUUUCAAGGAAUGAUCUCUUACAAGGAGUAAAGUUGUGGGACAGAAUGAGAAAAGAGAAAGUAUUACCAACUGCUAAGAUAAAAAGUAUGUUACCUAUUCACAAAUUAAAUUAAAUUCAUUUAAUGAAUAUCAAAAUGAAAAUGUUGUAAAUUAAUGUAAACACUCAUUUGUGUGCACAACGGUUUAUGCAUAGUUUUUGUAAAAUUUCAAUUUAAUGUGUCUAUAAUAUAAUCUCCAAUUAUAUAUAUAUAUAUAUUUCUUAUCAUAAGUGAUACUUCCAAAUGAAGAAUAAUUAAAAAUGAAUUGUUGCAAAUGUUUUUGUGUUUUUAUUUUACUUCUUAAUAUUAAAUUAAAAAUUUUGCGAAAAUUUGUAAAACGUAAUAUAUAACUGUGACAGGAUGAUUUCUAUAUGCCAAGUUAACAAAAAUAUUUCUCUUUUUCUUUCUAUCUUUUUCUUAUUUUGUUUUUUUUUUU